AUGAAGUACUUGGCUGCUUACUUGCUUUUGGUCAACGCCGGCAACACUGCCCCCACCGUGGCUGACGUCACCAAGGUGCUCGAAUCGAUCGGCGCCGAAGUCGAAGAAGACAAGGUCAACAAGGUUGUUGAAGAACUCAACGGCAAGGACAUCAAGGAAUUGAUUGCCGAAGGUACCGAAAAGCUCUCGUCGGUCCCUACCGGUGGUGCUGCCCCCGCCGCCGGCGGUGCUGCCGCCGCUGGUGGUGACGCUGCUGCCGCUGAAGAAAAGGAAGAAGAAGCCGCUGAAGAAUCCGACGACGACAUGGGCUUCGGUUUGUUCGACUAA
This is a messenger RNA of Diutina rugosa, 327 nucleotides long. RefSeq names its product ribosomal protein P2 (gene RPP2A). The record is from RefSeq and is a predicted model, not a curated record. Gene Ontology annotation, molecular function: structural constituent of ribosome. Bases 1 to 327 code for a protein of 108 amino acids. Gene Ontology annotation, biological process: cytoplasmic translational elongation. The transcript has a single exon. NCBI's taxonomy places the organism in Eukaryota, Fungi, Ascomycota, Pichiomycetes, Serinales, Debaryomycetaceae. Gene Ontology annotation, cellular component: cytosolic large ribosomal subunit; ribosome.